Cornus florida is the source of this 2792-nucleotide messenger RNA. RefSeq lists its product as uncharacterized. NCBI's taxonomy places the organism in Eukaryota, Viridiplantae, Streptophyta, Magnoliopsida, Cornales, Cornaceae. The record is from RefSeq and is a predicted model, not a curated record. The coding region runs from base 933 to 2195 and encodes 420 amino acids. Gene Ontology annotation, biological process: regulation of transcription by RNA polymerase II. Gene Ontology annotation, cellular component: SAGA complex. Gene Ontology annotation, molecular function: transcription coactivator activity. The transcript has 2 exons.
UAAUCCAUAACCCUUGGAAUAUUGAGAAUACUUGCAUAAUUUAGAAUAUUCACAAAAUAAUAUUUAGAAAUGAAUAAAUAAUUUCUGUGGUAAUUAUGGAAGAAAAAAAAAAAAAAAAAAAUUUGUGUGGUAACUAAGUAUUCUUCUGAUAUGCAAUUCAGAUCAACACCAGAAUUGACUAAAGCAAUAGUGUUUAUGUGUCCUUCUUUGCUUGAUCAGUAGUAAACAUUUUAUGAAGCACAUUUAAUGAUUUGAUUUACUCUCAUGCUCCCAAUAUUCCAUUCAUAUGAGUAAGUAAGAUUAUACAAAGAGGAGAGAGAAAGUAGAGAGAGAGAGAGUAUUAGCUGCAGCGACCGAGGGUUCAUUCCAAUUUCACGAAGAGCGCGAUAAAUCAGCAACCAAAAAAGAAAAAACUGAAAACAAAUAAAACAACCAAUGCAGUGAUUUCAGUGAACAAUCUGAGAAUAGAGAGAGAGACAGAGAGAUCGAAGCUCGUUCGAGGAAUCGAAAGCAAAGAAACAAUCGAAUUCGAAGAAAAGCUACGAAGGCAUCGGAACAGCAACGAAGUCGCUCAACACUCGAAGCUUUUGUCGCUGCAGCAAAUUCGAAUUUCGCUUCGCUGGUAGAAGUUGGAAGCUAAGAACAUGUGGAGUUUGGUGAUUCAAAGUUAGGGUUUUGAUUUAUGAAGAAUUUGAAUAUGAUUAAGUAGUAUUAGGGCUUUGUAAUUACUUUGAUCUCUGCUCGAGGGCUGUAAUUUGAUUCCUAUGGUUCCGGUUUUGUGAAGAUGAGAUUCGUCCCUGCAUUGUACUGUAUGUGGAUGGUUGAAUCCAGGAUUGUUUGGAUAGGGAACUAUCCAUAAUUCGGAUUGAUUUCGGGUUCUUGAAGGGGGUUUAUAUUGGCUGUUGAUAUUGUAUGAGUUUAUUAGCUGAGAAAUGCAACCACAGCAGAAGUCACGAAUUGAUGUUGCAGAAUUGAAGGCUCAGAUUGUAAAGAAGAUUGGGAUGGAGAGGUCAAGGCGUUAUUUUUAUUACUUGAAUAGAUUGUUAAGCCAGAAAUUGAGCAAGGGUGAGUUUGAUAAGUUGUGUUUUCGGCUGCUUGGAAAAGAGAAUCUGCCAUUGCAUAAUCAGUUUAUACGGUCGAUCUUAAAGAAUGCCUGUCAAGCAAAGACUCCGCCGCCAAUUCAUGUGGUGGGACCCACAACAUCUGCUGUAGGAGCUGGAAAAUUUUCUCCUGCAGAAGAUGGACAUGAACAGAGUGACUCAGUUGUUCUGAAUCAUACUCCAAGCAUACCUGUUUGGUCGAAUGGUGUUGUUUUGCCAGUGUCCCCGCGUAAGGGAAGGUCUGCAAUUCGUGACCGGAAGUUCAAGGAUCGGCCUAGCCCUCUUGGACCUAAUAAGAAAGCAGAUAGUGUGUCGCAUCAAUCAAUGGCUACAGAAGAUAGUGGUAUGAAGACUGUUAUGGCAAAUGGGAGUUUGACUCCACAUGAUCACGAAAGACUAAUGCAACAUCCUCAAGGACUUGCUGAGCAACCUGAUAAUGGAAGGUCUAAAAUAAAGAAAUCAACAGAUAGUCUGCUUUCUCUCCAUGUACACAGUAAGGACCAGAGCCAGGUAGCUGUUGUUGAAGAUGGGGGAGCGGGUGAACAGUCCAACCACUUGAAUAUCUCUAGAAGUCCUCUCAUUGCUCCUCUUGGGAUUCCAUUUUGCUCAGCUAGUGUAGGUGGGGCCCACAAAACCUUGCCCGUAGCAAGCACUAAUAAUGUUGUUCACUAUUUUGACAGCGGGGGUUUGUCAGAUACAGAGACACUGAAGAAAUGCAUGGAGCAGAUUGCAGCAGCACAGGGCCUCAAAGGGGUUUCUAUUGAAUGUGCUAAUAUGUUGAAUAACAUGUUGGAUGUGUACUUGAAACAUUUGAUCAGGUCUUGCAUUGAGUUGGUUGGGGCCAGGUCACCUGAAACGAAGAAGCAACCUGCUCAGAAACAGCAGAUUCAAGGCAAGCUUAUUAAUGGCAUGUGGCCGAGCAAUCACUUACAUAUGCAUAGUGUUGGGCCUAUGGAAGUUUUGCAGGACCAGAGACCCCGUUGCUCGAUAUCUUUGCUUGAUUUUAAGGUUGCAAUGGAGUUAAACCCACAGCAACUUGGAGAAAACUGGCCAUUGCUGCUGGAGAAGAUCUGUAUGCACGCAUUUGAGGAAUAAGACAUCGGUAGAGCUAUUGGUGUUUCCCAGAUAUAUAGUUGACUUGGUCUAUUCUGGUUGAAGAGAUUGACAAGUGAAUUUGGACACCACUGAUACAACUAUUUGCCAUCUUUUAGUCAUGAUUAACCAGAUGACUCUGCUCAGAUGAAGCUUUGAGCCUUGGAAGAUGAAUGAGGCUCUAAGCUUGACAUAUCUGUAUUUAACUGCUGCACCUCCUGUACACAAUCAAGAAUAUUUUCAAAACAGUAACCAACUAAGGACAGUUUCAAACAGAAUGUCCAUGUUUGGUUGCCCUGUUGUACGUUUAGAAUUCAUGUCACUGUCUGAUGCCAGCUCUGCAGAUCUUGGAUUUGCCAUGUAAUUUACAGCCAAUGAAGAGGAAAUCUGGAGAAGUUUUGGAGAGAGAUUGUUGUGUAGCUUGGUGAAAGGCAAAAGUCACAGUAUGUAAGAGCUGCAGAAUCUCUAUGUAUGUAUUUUCAUAUCUGAAAUUGAUUGAAAUCUCAAUAUCAAUAACAGAUUAACAUCCAUUGAAUUGUUUUUUAUGGUCUGGAUUUGAGUGUCACUACUAAAUGAGAUUUUAAAAUUUUGUCUGUGGAA